AUGACGGACGCGGCGGAGACCUGCAUCAAGGUGGUGUGCCGUUUCAGGCCGCUGAACAGCUCGGAGGUGGCCCGGGGAGACAAGUACAUCCCGAAGUUCCAAGGAGAUGACUGUGUGCAGAUUGCGGGGAAACCGUACUACUUUGACCGUGUGUUCCAGUCCAAUACAACUCAGGAGCAGUUCUACAACGCUGUGGCUCAGAAGAUUGUCAGAGAUGUUCUGGAGGGCUACAAUGGGACUAUAUUCGCCUAUGGGCAGACAUCAUCCGGCAAAACACACACUAUGGAGGGAAAACUCCAUGACCCAGAAAUGAUGGGUGUCAUCCCCAGAAUUGUCCAAGACAUCUUCAACUACAUUUAUUCCAUGGAUCAGAACCUGGAGUUUCAUAUCAAAGUUUCGUAUUUUGAAGUCUAUUUGGACAAAAUCAGGGACUUGUUGGAUGUUACAAAGACCAACCUCUCUGUGCACGAGGACAAGAACAGAGUGCCGUAUGUCAAGGGGUGUACCGAGCGGUUUGUGUGCAGCCCCACCGAGGUCAUGGACACCAUAGAGGACGGCAAAAACAACCGAAGCGUGGCUGUCACAAACAUGAACGAGCACAGCUCCAGGAGUCACAGCAUCUUCCUCAUCAACAUCAAGCAGGAAAACACUCAGACUGGACAUAAACUUACCGGCAAGCUCUACCUCGUCGAUCUGGCUGGGAGUGAGAAGGUGGGGAAAACUGGAGCAGAGGGCACAGUGCUGGAUGAGGCCAAGAUGAUCAACAAAUCCCUGUCUUCACUGGGGAUCGUCAUUGCGGCUCUGGCAGAGGGCUCGAGCUAUGUGCCAUACAGAGACAGUAAGAUGACCAGGAUCCUGCAGGACUCCCUGGGAGGGAACUGUCGGACCACCAUGGUCAUCUGCUGCUCACCCUCCUCUUUCAAUGACGCGGAGACCAGGACCACGCUGCAGUUUGGACAGAGGGCGAAGACCGUCAAGAACACGGUGUGUCUGAAUGUGGAGCUGACCGCCGAGCAGUGGAAGAGCAAGUGGGAGAAAGAGAAGGAGAAGAACAAGACGCUGAAGAACACCGUCACCUGGCUGGAGACCGAGCUCAACCGCUGGAGGAGCGGAGAGAGUGUGCCAGCUGAGGAACAGUUUGAUAAGGAGAAGGCCAAAGCGGAGGUCCAGGCCCUGGACACUGCGCUCAACAAUGAUAAGACACAACCCCAGCCUGCCCUCAGCACCCUCCCCGGAGCCAAACUCACCGAUGCAGAGAAACAGAAGUGUGAGGCUGAGAUGGCCAAGCUCUACAAAGAGCUGGACGACAAGGACGAUGAGAUCAACCAGCAGUCUCAGUUGGUGGAGGAGCUGAAACAACAGAUGUUGGACCAGGAGGAGCUCUUAUCCUCCUCCCGCCGCGAUCACGACACCCUGCAAACAGAACUAAACCGGCUGCUAGCGGAGAACGAAGCAUCUAAGGAGGAGGUGAAGGAGGUGCUGCAGGCCCUGGAGGAACUGGCCGUCAACUACGACCAGAAGAGUCAGGAGGUUGAGGACAAAGCAAAAGAGUUUGAGGCUCUCAGUGAGGAGCUGAAUGAGAAAUCGAGCUCCUUGGCAUCCAUUGACUCUGAACUCCAGAAGCUGAAGGAGAUGACCAACCACCAGAAGAAGAGGGUCACUGAGAUGAUGUCAUCAUUGCUGAAAGACCUGGCGGAGAUAGGCAUUGCCGUGGGAAGCAACGACAUUAAGCAACAAGAGAGCAGCGGUCUCAUUGAUGAGGAGUUCACCGUGGCCCGUCUCUACAUCAGCAAGAUGAAGUCAGAGGUGAAGACGAUGGUGAAGCGCAGCAAACAGCUGGAGAGCACCCAGGCCGAGCGCUCCCAGAAGAUGGAGGAGAUGGAGGUGGAGCUGACUGCCUGCCAGCUCCGCAUCUCCCAGUAUGAAGCUAAGAUCAAGUCCCUGACAGACUCCCUCCAGAAUGUGGAGCAGAAGAAAAGACAGCUGGAGGAAAAUGUGGACUCUCUCAACGAGGAAAUAGUCAGGAUCAAUGCCCAAGGCAAAGUCAACACCAUGGAGAAGGAGAAUGAGGUCCAGUCUGCCACUGAAGUCAAGGACGCUGUGGAGAAGCAGAUCCAGUCUCACAGAGGGAUCCAUCAGAAGCAGAUCAGCAGCCUGAGAGACGAGCUGGACACCAAGGAGAAACUCAUCACAGAGCUGCAGGAUCUGAACCAGAAGAUCAUGCUGGAGCAGGAGAGGCUGAGGGCGGAGCACGAGAAGCUCAAGGCUGCCGACCAGGAGAAAAGCCGCCAGCUGCAGGAGCUCACGGUGCAGCAGGACAGGCGGGAGCAGGCCAGACAGGACCUGAAGGGACUGGAGGAGACUGUGGCCCGAGAGCUGCAGACCCUCCACAACCUCAGGAGGCUUUUUGUCCAAGACCUGGCCACGAGACUCAAAAAGAAGGGUCAGGGGGACUCAGAGGACAAUGAAGGCAGCACCGCACAGAAACAGAAGAUCUGCUUCCUGGAGAACAACCUCACGGAGCUCUCCAAAGUGCACAAGCAGCUGCUACGGGACAACGCCGACCUUCGCGGGGAGAUUCCUAAAAUGGAGAAGCGCCUGCGGGCCACUGCUGAGCGGGUCAAAGCCCUGGAGACCGCUCUGAAGGAGGCCAAAGAGAACGCAGCUCGUGACCGUAACCGCUACGAGCAAGAGAUGGAGCGCAUUAAGGAUGCUGUUAAGCCCAAAAACAUGGGCAGGAGAGCCUCUGCACAGAUAGCCAAGCCCAUCAGACCGGGCCAGCUGCCGGGAGCCUCUCCUAUGAACUCCCACAGGUCCAACCUCAUCCAGAACAACCAGCCUAUGAGCAUCAAGGGAGGAGGCAACAGCAGCUCCUGAGGAUGGAGCACGGUCACCCAAACAUGAAGCCUAAGCUGCAGACCCGGAGACGAUUACAUACCAAAGUACUGAAUUUCUACCUGGAGCCAGUGCAGCAUUCUUCAAACAACAAAGACUGUAUAUAAUGUAUAUAGCCUCUGGCUCUAAAAGAAACCAAAACACAUAACCUCCUUGCAUUAACACUGAACCUCUGACACAAAGUGCAGCACUUGCCCUGCCCCACUGUGUCUGUCGCUGUGGAGAGCAGAGGGAGAUCACAGAGACCUCUCUGUGACUCUGCUUGUUACGUGCAGAUGAUUGUAAGAAGCCAUCUUAACCCUUCCAAAU
Chelmon rostratus (copperband butterflyfish) is the source of this 3204-nucleotide messenger RNA. Its product is annotated as kinesin-1 heavy chain-like. Gene Ontology annotation, molecular function: microtubule motor activity; microtubule binding; ATP binding. The coding region runs from base 1 to 2877 and encodes 958 amino acids. Gene Ontology annotation, biological process: microtubule-based movement. The transcript is spliced from 26 exons. Lineage: Eukaryota; Metazoa; Chordata; Actinopteri; Chaetodontiformes; Chaetodontidae. The record is from RefSeq and is a predicted model, not a curated record.